GGCUCAAGCGAGACAGGGGGGGUGACGUUCCACGGCGCGCGCUCGCUCGUGCGGGCGGGCGAGUGCUUCCAUGCAGAAGUGCGCAAACCCGGAGUGCGAGUACGCUGCGAAUCCCGACCCCUCGGUGUCUGUGGGCUACUGCUGCGACAAGUGCGAGGGCCGCCACAACGGGGAGGAGAGUGGGCGUUCGAGGGGAAGAAGAAGCACACCGCCUACUGCACCAGCAAGUACGACGACUCCUCCUACGCGCAGGGCGGCGGCUGCUGCGGGCCGGCCAGCUGGACCAGCGCCCCGAAGGGCAUGGGCAAGAGCCGGAGGAAGUGCGCGCACCCGGAGUGCACCUACGUGGUGAACAGCGACCCUUCGAUCAGCACGAACUACUGCUGCGAGAAGUGCGAGGGAGUCCACCAGGGGGCCGACUGGGCGGAAGGGGGCAAGCGCCACUACAAGAGCUGCGAGAAGAUCGAGGUCGGCUCGCCCGAGGCGGCAGGCUACGGGGGAGGAGGCUGGGGCUGCGCCGGCGGGAUGUGCAAGGGCGGCAAGAAGGGCUGGGAAAGCGCCUACGACCCAUACGCGAUGUGGGCCAUGUGGGCCGGCAAGGGCGCGAAGGGAGGCAAGGCUUGGGGCAAGGGCUUCGAGUCCUGGGGCAAGGGCGGCGGCGGCGGCAAGGCGCGCACGGACAGCGGGCUGAAGAACCACCCCGCCGAGAACAAGGUCUGGGUCGGGGACCUGCCCGAAGGCAUCACGGCUGAGGACCUGACGGCCCACUUCGGCCUCGCGGGCACCGUGAAGCUGGCGGCGCUGAUGAAGACCGGCACCGCUGGCCUAGCCUUCUCGGACGCGACCGAGGCCCAGGCUGCCGUUCUGCACCUCAACGGCACGGAGAUCGGCGGGAAGACUAUCCAGGUAGACGUCUGGACAGGCAAGUGACUUCCUCCUUCUUCUUCUUCUUCUUCUUCUUAUUCUUCUUCUUGUUUUUCUUCUUAUUCUUCUCCUUGCCCUCCUUCUAUCCUUCUCCUUACUCAUCUUUC
Molecule: messenger RNA, 1031 nt
Organism: Prorocentrum cordatum
Lineage: Eukaryota; Dinophyceae; Prorocentrales; Prorocentraceae
Source: the annotation of a GenBank genome assembly